Molecule: messenger RNA, 429 nt
Organism: Condylostylus longicornis
Lineage: Eukaryota; Metazoa; Arthropoda; Insecta; Diptera; Dolichopodidae
Exons: 1
Coding region: 1-429 (142 amino acids)
Source: RefSeq, a predicted model, not a curated record
AUGCCUGAUAGUGUCAAGAGAGUUCGCUGUAAAAUGGGUGACGAUCGUCCAUUCCCAUCACCACGACACACGCCCCUGAACCCAAUCAAGCUCCCCCAACCAAUCAAGCCCCCGUCGGAGAAGCCAAGUCCAUCAAGUCUUCCACUUCGGGGAGUUGAAAACAAGAAACCUGCGUUGACAGUUUUCCGACCUCCACUCAGCCCCUUGAAAUCUUCUAGACAGACGCAAGCCCGACCGUUUCGAAACGAGUUCACACCAAUGGCGGUGAUCACGAAUCUCGAACCGUUCAAAGUGUCGCCAACACAAACAACGACAGCUGGUGUCGGGAGCACUCCUACACCUUUACCCACAACACCUCGACUGACUUCGUCGCGUCCGGUUCCGCGGCCCUCACCGAUUGUUGGACACGUCAACGGUGCAGGGGGUUAG